ACUCUACUCUACAACGUUUUUUCAAAUUAAUCGGAGUGAUAGCAGAGCGGGCCUCACGCAGCAGGCACCGCACCCUGUAUUACUGGUGGUGAAAAUUUCAAAAUCAUAAUUCGUGUCACAGAGCCACAUUAACCUGGUCUGGUAAGUUUCUUGUAUCUUCCCACUCCUGACAUCCAAAGUAUCAAACUUUGCAGGAGAGAGAGAGAGAGAGAGAGAGAGAGAGAGAUGGUUGCAACAGCUAUUUCUUCCGCCAUUUCGCUAUCGUGCGCACUUCUUCCUUCCCAAGGUGGGUCAACUCGGAGCCUUCUGCGGAGGAACAAAGAGAGAAAAUGUAGAGGGAAAUCUGGUCCUGGUAUGAUCACAGCCCAAUUUGAGCUGAAGCCUCCUCCGUAUGAUCUGAAAGCUUUGGAACCCCAUAUGAGCAGCGAUACAAUGGAGUACCACUGGGGAAGGCACCACAGAACUUAUGUUGAGAACUUAAACAAGCACAUAGAGGGAACAGAGUUGGAUGGAAUGGCAUUGGAAGACGUUAUCAUCGCUACAUACAACAAGGGAAAUCUCGAUCCUGUUUUCAAUAAUGCUGCACAAGCAUGGAAUCAUGAUUUCUUCUGGGAGUCUAUGAAACCAGGUGGUGGAGGAAAGCCAUCUGGAGAGCUCCUAAGAUUGAUUAACAGAGAUUUUGGGUCUUUAGAAGGGUUAAUCAAAGAGUUCAAGGCAGCUGCAGCCACACAAUUUGGUUCCGGUUGGGCUUGGCUUGUAUACAAAGCAAAUAGACUUAAUGUUGGAAACGCCGUAAAUCCUCUUCCAAAGGAGGAGGACAAGAAGCUCGUUGUGGUGAAGAGUCCCAAUGCCGUGAACCCCCUUGUCUGGGAUUAUUCACCACUGCUUACUAUUGAUAUUUGGGAGCAUGCUUACUACCUUGACUUCCAGAACCGGCGGCCAGAUUAUAUAUCAACCUUUAUGGAGAAUCUUGUAUCAUGGGAAGCAGCCAGUUCUAGACUAGAAAAGGCACAGGCCCGAGAUGCUGAAAGAGAAAGAGAAGAAGAGCGGAAAGCAGAGGAAGAAUGGAAAUUGAGAUUCAAAAGCUAAAUAACUUCUGAGAUAGGGUUUUGUGGAGGACCAUCCAAGAAAAAGUGAUUUACUGCAAGAUGUUAGAACCAGAGGGAAAAGGCAAAAGAGGGUAUGAAGAUAAAUUACCUACGUAUUGGAGCAAGUCCACUCAUUUAUGCUAAAUUGGCUUUGCCAAGGCUAUUUUUUGCUUGCCACAAUAUCGAAAGCCAAGAAAAUAGCAAUGUUGUUGUAUCGGUUCAGUGCCAUUUUGACACAAUCUCAACUCCAGACCAUUGGAUUAAACUCAUUUCAUUCUUCAAUGUAAUCACAUGACUGCGGAUCAAAAAAAGAAAUGUAAUCACAUAACUUGGAUGAAGUGGGAGAAAUGGUAAUGUCAUAUUAACAUAUUUUGUGC
Messenger RNA from Rhododendron vialii, 1465 nucleotides. RefSeq names its product superoxide dismutase [Fe], chloroplastic. The transcript has 10 exons. NCBI's taxonomy places the organism in Eukaryota, Viridiplantae, Streptophyta, Magnoliopsida, Ericales, Ericaceae. Gene Ontology annotation, molecular function: metal ion binding; superoxide dismutase activity. The coding region runs from base 226 to 1089 and encodes 287 amino acids. The record is from RefSeq and is a predicted model, not a curated record. Gene Ontology annotation, biological process: superoxide metabolic process. Gene Ontology annotation, cellular component: chloroplast nucleoid.